This is a messenger RNA of Strongylocentrotus purpuratus (purple sea urchin), 546 nucleotides long. RefSeq lists its product as uncharacterized. The transcript has a single exon. Lineage: Eukaryota; Metazoa; Echinodermata; Echinoidea; Camarodonta; Strongylocentrotidae. The record is from RefSeq and is a predicted model, not a curated record. The coding region runs from base 1 to 546 and encodes 181 amino acids.
AUGGAAGGUUCCUCACACUUUCCUGAUAUCGGCCAUCUACACAUUCAUCGUCCUGGUGUGGCAAAGCAGCUGUCAAAUCUCAACCCAUCCAAAGCUUGUGGGCCAGACGAACUUCCACCUAAACUCCUCAAGCUUGUAGCUGACGAGAUUGCUCCUGCCUUAGGAUCCCUUUUUCAGCAGAGCUACAACUCUGGCACUGUUCCAGCUGAAUGGCAGCAUGCAUUGGUAACACCCAUCCACAAGUCCGGUGAUAAGUGUGAUCCAGGAAAUUACAGACCUAUUUCCUUGACCUGCAUCUGCAGCAAGCUAAUGGAACACAUAGUGCUCAGCCAUAUCUCGAAACAUGUAGCUGCCAACAACAUCCUGGUAGAUGACCAACAUGGAUUUUGGCAGAAACUUUCCACCACCACACAACUCAUCUCUGCUACCCAGGAUUGGGCACACACCUUACAAUGCAAACAGAUGUCAUUUUCCUGGACUUCCAGAAAGCUUUCGACCGAGUACCUCAUCGCCACUUGCAGACCAAGCUCGAGCAUUAUGGCAUAA